Molecule: messenger RNA, 841 nt
Organism: Symbiodinium necroappetens
Lineage: Eukaryota; Dinophyceae; Suessiales; Symbiodiniaceae
Source: the annotation of a GenBank genome assembly
GUCACGUGCAGCUCUUUCGACAGCUGCAGUCCAAGUGGCAGUGUUAUGAUGCGUACUGCAGGGUCUGCAUGGGUUUGGGUGUGAACCAAAUUCUGCAAGGCUUGAGCUAUUACUGCAUCUGUCACACCUUGGUGGAGAACCAUUCUCCCACGACGGGCUAUGCCCUCGUGACCCUUUUCCAGAGCACGACCAUCGCUUUGGCCGUCCUCGAUCUGGCCGGGCUGAGGAGGCGCGAGAUCUUGGCAGUCCAGGUGGUGGGCAUCAUGCCCUGCCUUCUGACAGCCUGGGGCGUUGCGCACGGCCACCGUAUCGAGGGAGGUGUGCUGGAUCCUGCGCAGACGUACAUGCUUUCGCCACUAAGCUUCCUUUGCCAGGUGCUUUGGCUGGAGCUGUGGUUGCGUGUUGCAGCUCCUCAUGGCGAUGAUCAAGCAAAGUUGCCACGGCGAUUUCGGCAGGUGCUCUUCCUGGACGUCUUUGGCGACUCCUCCGGCUGGGACCCGCACGAUCGCGACAACAACUGCGAAGACGAUAUGAUCGAGGGUGAGAUGUUCAAGCAAUUGGGCGUCAAGGAAGAGAAGGAUGCAGACGAAGAGGCCGAAGAGGCCUUGCUCGCGGCAGCCCAAAGGGCUGCUUCACAGCUGACCAUGGCCCAGUGCGCGGGCAGACGGUGGAAUGCAGCGCCUUCCUGGGCAUUGUCGAAGCAGCAGUCGAAGGAGCUGGAAGAUGUGCGGGACCAGCUCAAGAACUGGGGCAGCACCAUCUAUACAGAGCUAGAGCGAUGCUGUCGCUUGAGAGGGAUUCCUGAGGCACUCCGGAACCUUGAACGGGAUCUUCGCCCUUG